AUGACUGACGCCGACGUUGCCCAUUUCUACAAUUUACCAUCGGCGUACCCAGAAGAAUGGCCUGCGGAGCUGGACGAUGGAGACGAAGAAGAGGAGGAGGCUCUUCAGCGCCGCGGCUCGAAGUCUAGCUACCAUGUCCUGGAUCGGAGCAACAGUCGGCGGGGUCCUAAUCUCGGGGGGUUGAAAGGCAACAAUGGCCGGGAGAACCUUGUGAAGGUUGACGAGCCUGACCCUCUGGGUUCUACUAACAGUGUAUUAAACACUCUGAAAAAGCGCGGAUUGCCCGUUGCUGAAGACAGCCGCCUACGGAAUCGCUUCCUGCUCUCCUCUACCGGCUUCUCCCCCGCCCUCUUCCUGUCGCAAGUCCAUUCCGACGCUUCCAUCGAGUCUCUCAUUGACGGUCUCAAUGCGCUCUCUCAGUCUAUCGACCAGAAAUCCGCCUCGCUCAAGGUCCUUGUCGAGGCAAACUUCGAGAGAUUCGUCCGAGCUAAGGCAACCAUUGACAGUGUAUACACAGAGAUGAGGAAUCAAGGAAGGGAACAGGAAUUAGUGGCUCACCGCAGGUCGGUGGGACACAUCCGAAGCAUUUCCGGAGCGAAACAAAGCCCCCUUCCGUCCACCGAGGGCUCGGAAUUCAGGAAGAAUGCGUUGUUGAAGGAGAGCGAUUACGGCGUGAAGGGCAUUCGAGUGCCUCUGACGGAAGCUUCCGUGAAGGCUGAGGAAGUAUGGGGCCCAGCAUUGAGCGGGCGCGAGAGAGAACAAAUGCUCAAGUCUGUCGUUGAGAAUAUGGAGAGGCGCCGGGAGGUCUUUGAGAUAGGUGGGCAUCUGUCGAAAUCGAUUAAGCAGAGAGACUACGAAUCCGUCUUCGAGGAGUAUCGGAAAGCAAGAGCUCUUACUCAGGAAGCCAAGAGUAUUACCGACAUCGCCGCAAGAGAAAGUCGGUCCUUGACGGACGAGGAAACCCAUGUCAUUCUGGCUUUGGGUAGGAUGUGGAUUGACGUCGACCAGCAGAUCCAGGGCUUCAAGCGUGAUCUUUGGAGGCGUCUCAAUGAAGCACCGAGCACAUCCACGAGGAUAACGACUUCUGGGCCCAUCGAAGAAUAUAUGGAAUUGAUCGGGGCUUUGUUGGAGCUAGGUGUGGACGACAACCCUAUCUGGGUGUGGCUUCUCAGCCGCUAUGAUUACUUACGGGCGAAGACCAAAGCGUUCUGUGAACGCGGGAAGGUUGAAAUCGAGAUUUUGAGGCGCCGUCUUGCGAGUGGAGCGGAGCCGUCGCCUCAGGAAGUGGCUUCUUACUUGCGACGAACACCCCAGGACAGCUCAACUGGCCCAACGCCGUUGCCGGACACUGACCAAGUAAUAGAACUCUGGGAGUGCGUUCAUACAUACCUAAACCGGCUGCUGUCGUCUCAGGGAGGUAUACUUGGGGAAGUUCUAGAUUUCUGGGAAGUUGCUCAGUCAUUCAUUGAUGGGAACAAGCAAAAGCUUCUGCCGGUUGGGUAUGAAGGCGAGAGCCGUAAGCACCACAAAUUUGCGUCGAGCGAUGUGAGAGACUUACAAAAGGGCCUUCUUGAGCUGGUCAGUCUGGUUCGAGAGGGUGUUCUGUCUCUUUUUGCCGAAGCGCCAGUGGAGGAUGUCUCUCUUCUCACCUCUCCAGUGCAACCGCCGAGUCCGAGUAGUCCGAUAAGCUUGGGGGUGACGCCGACCGAGUCCCGUUUCAAGCUCGAUCCCAAGAAUAUGCCUUUCCCUACACCAAAGCGCGGUGAAUUAUGGGAAGGCUAUGCGUUCUGGCCUCCUUUCUCAAACUCCCUCAGCGGAGUCCACUAUCUCGGUCAAUUCCUCGUUAUAAUCGGCGCAGCAGCGGGAGGGAUGGCGACGCUGGAACCGGUUGCUAACAGCACCAGCACCCGCGAGUCGCUCAGAGGACUCGUAAGUGUCAUACGUGAACGUGCAGUUCGCAUCGCCUGUUCCGCAUGGGAGAAGGACGCAGAAGUCUGUCGGCUGUUGGAAGAUUGGACCCGGGACCCAAAAAGAAGAGACUUGACAAAGAUGCCAGCACUCUUUGUCAAUUUCCAGAGCGUUAUACUCAGCGGAUUGCAAAAGGUCCUCUACAUGUCAGAAGCGAUGGCUAAACCAGGUACAGUGGCCGUGGUCUCUCAGCCGCCAACCAAAUUGCUCCAAAUGGUGCGUCGCGAGUUCAUAUCGAGCAUAGAGAAGGCACUCGGCGGUCUUGUUGAAACUGCGGAACAUCCAACAGCUCGUGAAGAGAAUGAUGAGUGGUCCGUGUCUGAAUCUACAGCGGCAGCCAAGAACAGCAAUGGAUCAUCAGCUCUUCUUGCCGCGGACGCUGUGGAUUACCAGAACAAGUAUGUCCGCAUUCUCCUGACGCUAUCGAACAUCAAAGCCUUCCAAGCGGACUUCGUCCCCCAACUCAUCGCCAACUUCGAGACGGCAUUCUCCGUAACGCUGACCGACGAGGCCAAGAUUAUCCGGCAAGUCCUUGACCAAGUCGAUCAACGGCUAUUCCGAUCAUACACAGAACCCACAAUCACCAACCUGAAGAACAUAAUCACAGAAGGCAUCACAUCGCCAAACUGGGAGCCUGCAACAUCCCGCCCAGAGCACGUCCGACCAUACGUGUACAACACAAUGCUCGCUCUUGUCCUCGUCCACACCGAGAUUUCAACAACUAUCCCCUCAACAUCAUCCUCUACAGCAAGCCGCUCCGCCGCUUCUUCUGCUUCGGGGCAGUCGCCCCUCCUCUCAAUGGUCCUCACGCACCUCCUCACACAAGUCUCCACUGCCCUCAUGAAUGCCUUCAACUCACGGCCUUCGUAUUCCUUAAACGCGCUGAUCCAGGCUACACUCGACACCGAGUUCAUCGCCCAGACGAUGUCGCAGUAUUCGUCGGACGAUGCGUCCGCUGUACAAAGUCAGAUCUAUGUCGAGUUGGAUCGGAGGACUACGCAUGAAGCAAGGGCGCGCCUGCAAUCUGAGUUGGGUGAGAUGAGAGGUAUUCUAAAGAGACUGAGAGAGCGGACGAAGGGUGAAUUUGCUUGUUUUAGGAAGCCGAGGAGCGGUACUUCGCAGAAAGCCGCUGCUGCUUGA
Aspergillus mulundensis is the source of this 3108-nucleotide messenger RNA. Its product is annotated as exocyst subunit SEC5. The transcript is spliced from 2 exons. Gene Ontology annotation, cellular component: exocyst. The coding region runs from base 1 to 3108 and encodes 1035 amino acids. The record is from RefSeq and is a predicted model, not a curated record. Gene Ontology annotation, biological process: exocytosis; Golgi to plasma membrane transport. Lineage: Eukaryota; Fungi; Ascomycota; Eurotiomycetes; Eurotiales; Aspergillaceae.